UUCCCAGCAUCAUCUACUUCGAUUUCGUCAAUUGCAAUCCGACCAUACAUUGCAUACAUAUCCAGAAGUCUUUACAACCCUGAACAUCUCCUUCAAUCCAUUGUCACCAGAACGAACCCAACCACACAAAAUGCUUACCGUUCAAUUGCUUGCCCUUUCCGGCCUCAUGCUCGUGAGCAACGUCGCCAUGGGCGCCGAGCUGGACCGCGACGACGUGCCCAAUCGCUGCUGGGAAGUCUGCGGCCCGGUGGUAGGAAUCGCACAGAAGUGCGAUGGCAUGCACGACAGUGACCGUGCCGAAAUGCAGUGCAUCUGCGACUGGAAACAGGCGCCAUCCUUGAUCCCUCUCUGCGAGGCCUGUAUCGCGCAGUAUCGCAGCGAGCGCCACAACAGGGACCAUGAUGACGACGGCGAUGAUCACGAUGACCGCGACCCCCAUCACAAUGGUACAGGAUGCCCCCCUCAUCCCUCAUAAAGAUCCAGAUAACUGACAUCCGAUGCCAUCCAGAUGCC
Molecule: messenger RNA, 513 nt
Organism: Aspergillus alliaceus
Lineage: Eukaryota; Fungi; Ascomycota; Eurotiomycetes; Eurotiales; Aspergillaceae
Product: putative GPI anchored protein
Exons: 1
Coding region: 131-475 (114 amino acids)
Source: RefSeq, a predicted model, not a curated record